Messenger RNA from Cynoglossus semilaevis (tongue sole), 773 nucleotides. Its product is annotated as PR domain zinc finger protein 12-like. Gene Ontology annotation, molecular function: DNA-binding transcription factor activity, RNA polymerase II-specific. NCBI's taxonomy places the organism in Eukaryota, Metazoa, Chordata, Actinopteri, Pleuronectiformes, Cynoglossidae. The transcript has a single exon. The record is from RefSeq and is a predicted model, not a curated record. Gene Ontology annotation, biological process: regulation of transcription by RNA polymerase II. The annotation marks the transcript as partial. Gene Ontology annotation, cellular component: nucleus.
CCCCUCCUCCCGACAGAUGAGUUUCACACCUGCGAAGGCUCUUCCUCCACCGCCACCACGCCCCCCUCCUCUACCAGCGUGGGCCGCAUGCGCUGCGUCAUCUGCCACCGCGGCUUCAACUCCCGCAGCAACCUGCGCUCGCACAUGCGCAUCCACACGCUCGACAAGCCGUUCGUCUGCCGCUUUUGCAACCGCCGCUUCAGUCAGUCGUCCACGCUGAGGAACCACGUCCGGCUGCACACCGGCGAGCGGCCCUACAAGUGUCACGUCUGCCAGUCCGCCUACUCCCAGCUGGCGGGGCUGCGCGCGCACCAGAAGAGCGCCAGGCACCGACCCACCGGGGAGCAGGCGGCCCAGGGGGGAGGCGUGGUGAUGGUGGGGGGAGGAGGCGUGGGAGGAGGAAGCCACGCGGCCAACCCACGUCCUCCUCCACCGCCGCAGCUAACUGUCAUGCCUCACCCGGCGUCGCUGGUUCACCAUAUACCAACCAUGGUACUGUGAUGGAGACAGACAGACAGACAGGCAGGUGUGAGACAGACAGACAGGAAACGAAUCAAAACGAGCCAGUACUGACUGGAACUACAAACUGAAGAACGUUUAUUGUUUAUUUCCAAACGUAAACUCACACGUCGGUCGGCGUCGCUUGCAUUCACUGAGAAUGAAUCACUCUCUGCAAAUGAAUCACUCACUGAGAAUGAAUCACUCUCUGCAAAUGAAUCACUCACUGAGAAUGAAUCACUCUCUGCAAAUGAAUCACUCACUGAGAAUGAAUC